Molecule: messenger RNA, 2679 nt
Organism: Striga hermonthica
Lineage: Eukaryota; Viridiplantae; Streptophyta; Magnoliopsida; Lamiales; Orobanchaceae
Source: the annotation of a GenBank genome assembly
AUGGAAUCUUCAGUCUCCCACAACAUGCCUCCGAUCAAUCUGACGGAAGGCGCGGUUGCGAUGCUCGCCAACGGCCAGGCUCAGGAGUCUAGCUUCAAGCCGGUGCUGCAAGUCACCAGCAUACGGCUGAUCAACCCUCAGAAUCAGAACAACGCCGCCGUGGAGAGGUACCGCAUUUUGCUCUCAGACGGCACUUUCUUUCAGCAGAGCAUGCUCGCUACCCAGUGCAAUGACUUGGUGCGGUCUGAGAAGAUGCAGAAAGGCUCCAUCAUCCGGUUGAUGCAGUACGUCUGUAACGUUGUCCAGAACAAAAGGAUUAUCAUCGCGGUUGAUCUAGAAGUGAUUGUUGAGAAAUGUGACCUUAUUGGAGAUCCAAUGCAAUAUCCAACUGAUGGGAGUGUUCCUUCAGUCGUGAGAUCACCCGCACCACGUCCAGCAAUGAAUAACCUUGUUGGUGGAAACUCUCCUCCAUAUAGUGUUGGUACAGCCAUGAAUAGUUCAGCCGCAAGGUCUACUAUGGGUGGUGGAAUUCAUGCUCCACUUUCAGGGGAAAACCGAAUUGCAGGACAACAUUCUUACUCUGGUUCUUUUUCGGGAAAUCCCAGAACAGAAACUGUUUCUGGAAUGUCGCGACCUCCUUCAAGUAGUUAUGGCCGCACUCCCCACUCAUAUCAGCAGCCACCUCCAAUGUAUGCUAACAGAGGUCCAAUCUCCAAGAACGAAGCUCCUGCAAGAAUCAUACCUAUUGCGGCCCUGAAUCCGUAUCAGGGAAGGUGGACAAUCAAGGCGAGAGUAACAGCAAAGGGUGAUCUCAGGCUUUACAACAAUGCUAGGGGUGAAGGUAAAGUGUUCUCAUUCGACCUUCUUGAUUCUGAUGGUGGAGAAAUAAGGGUAACAUGCUUCAAUGCUGUGGCGGAUCAAUAUUAUGAUCAAAUUGAGCCUGGCCGAGUUUAUAUGAUCUCGAGGGGGGCUCUGAAACCAGCUCAGAAAACCUUUAAUCACCUCCGUAAUGACCAUGAGAUUUUGCUGGACAAUAAUUCUACUGUGCAACCAUGCUUUGAUGAUGAUAAUUCCAUCCCACAGCAGCAGUUUUGUUUCCGGCCCAUAAGCGAUAUUGAAGGCCUAGACAACAACAGUGUAGUUGAUGUGAUUGCAGUUGUUUCGUCUAUCAGCCCUUCGAGCUCAAUUAUGAGAAAAAAUGGCACCGAGACCCUAAAGAGAACCCUCCAGCUGAAGGACAUGUCCGGGAGGAGUGUCGAGUUGACUUUGUGGGGAAAUUUUUGCAGUGCUGAGGGACAAACACUUCAGAGCAUGUGUGAUUCCGGAGUCUUUCCUGUUCUGGCUGUGAAAGCCGGCCGAGUUAAUGAUUUCAAUGGUAAAUCAGUGGGGACCAUCUCCACGAGCCAGUUGUUCAUAGAGCCCGAUUUUCCUGAAGCUCACAAACUCAAAGCAUGGUUUGCCAACGACGGAAAGAGUACCCCAGCUAUAUCCAUAUCCAGGGAAUCAAGUAUGGUGCGGACAGAUGCUCGGAAAACAAUAUCUCAGAUUAAAGAUGAAAAGCUAGGGACUUUGGAGAAGCCAGAUUGGAUCACGGUCUCUGCCACCCUAACUUACAUCAAAGUCGAUAACUUUUGCUACACCGCUUGUCCUCUAAUGAUUGGAGACCGGCAGUGCAAUAAAAAGGUCACGAAUAACGGGGACGGGAAAUGGAGAUGCGAUAGGUGUGACCAGUUAGUCGAUGAGUGCGACUAUAGAUACAUCCUCCAAAUGCAAAUCCAGGAUCACACGGGCUUGACCUGGGUCACUGCCUUUCAGGAGAGUGCAGGAGAAAUGUUGGGCAUAUCUGCAAAAGAGCUGUACUACAUGAAGUACGAAGAACAGGAGGAUGAGAAAUUUACUGAGCUGAUUCGUAAUGUGCUCUUCAACAAGUUCCAGUUCAAAUUAAAGGUGAAGGAAGAGAUAUUCAGCGAUGAGCAGCGGGUGAAGUCAACAGUGGUGAAGGCCGAAAAGGUGAACUUCCAAACAGAAACCAGGUAUCUGCUUGACAUGAUUUAUAAUUUGAAAGAGGACAGCUCGGGCUCCGUACAGCACAAAAAUGAGAGUGUUAUCACAACACCAGCAGCUACCAGCAUGGGUUAUAGUGGAGGAAUAAAUAACAAUGUGAGUAGGCAAGGUGGUGUAGGUGCAAGUCAGAUGGGUCCUUAUGGCAAUAAUAAUGGUAGUCAAUAUGGUGGUGGCUCAAGAUAUAAUUCAACUGGCUCUGCUGGUGGGUUUAUGAGUUGUAAUAGCUGCGGCGGCACAGGGCAUACUACUGCUAAUUGCCCAAGUGUGGUGAGUGGUUCUGAUAAAUCGUAUGGAGGUGGUUUUGGCAAUACUAAGUUGACAACUGGGAGUGGGGGUGUGUCUGGUGAGUGUUACAAAUGCCAUCAGAUGGGACAUUGGGCAAGGGAUUGUCCAGGGACGGGCAACAGUGGUAUGUCAGCAUAUGGUGGUAGUAAUGUGAACCCUGGGGCAGGUGGUGGGGGUGCCUCUGGUGACUGUUUCAAAUGCCAUCAGGUGGGGCAUUGGGCGAGGGAUUGCCCUGGGACGGGCAAUACUGGUGACUCAGCAUAUAGUGGCAGUAAUGUGGGCCCUGGGAGAUAUGGAAUGCCACCUAAGCAGCACGUGGGUGGGUUUUGA